Molecule: messenger RNA, 486 nt
Organism: Laccaria bicolor S238N-H82
Lineage: Eukaryota; Fungi; Basidiomycota; Agaricomycetes; Agaricales; Hydnangiaceae
Exons: 4
Coding region: 1-486 (161 amino acids)
Source: RefSeq, a predicted model, not a curated record
AUGCCGCGAAUUAGAGGGUUAGGAUGGUUGGACCAAUUGGACACUUACCCUAGCGAGAAAGUCGAGUUGAAGUUUGAACAGAGGUUACUGAUUGGACAGUCAAUGAGCCGCGUCGAUUUAUUAGAAAAAGACUAUAAACAUUUUAAUGCGACAGACCUUGAAACUACUCAGAAGCACCUUGCUAUUGGGAUGGUAUUUGUUCGAGAUCCAGUUGUGGAUGGGAUCGUAAGAAUAGCAGACGCAGUAUUCUGGCUCAGAUUUGCGAAAUGCGUCGAAAAACGCACCUCCGAAGUUUUUCCCAUGAGGAAUUGGCGUGGCCAAAAUUUUGGACCAAAAAACUGCAACAUUUGGGGAGAAAAACAGGUCGAAACCGGCCAGAAAUUAUCGAAAGUUGGUACCUGUGCUGGGCUUUGGCUGGAAGCUACUCAGAAAGGGCAAAGAAUCUAUCAGAAAGGGAUUUCCCUGCAUUUCGAAAGCCUAGUGUGA